Molecule: messenger RNA, 1411 nt
Organism: Triticum urartu
Lineage: Eukaryota; Viridiplantae; Streptophyta; Magnoliopsida; Poales; Poaceae
Product: heat stress transcription factor C-2a
Biological process (GO): regulation of transcription by RNA polymerase II; cellular response to heat
Cellular component (GO): nucleus
Molecular function (GO): RNA polymerase II cis-regulatory region sequence-specific DNA binding; DNA-binding transcription factor activity
Source: RefSeq, a predicted model, not a curated record
UUGUUUGUCUGGGCGCAAGGAGGAGUGCCACCUUCCCCCCGCUCCCAUGCCGACUCAGCGGCCGGAAAAUCCCGCGGCCUGCCAGGCGCCGCCGCGUGCGCAACCACGCGUCCCUCCACCUGUCGACAUCCCCUGCGGCCUGCGUAUAUACACCUCGGCAGCUCGGCUCGACACGACACAGCUCCUCCCAGUCCGUCCCAAUCCACUCACCGCACGACACCCCGCUCGUUCCCCAAGUAGCUAGCAGCAAGCAAAGAUCCAUCUUCUGGCCGUCUCGUGAUGAUGAGAGGCGCCGUCAGCGGCAUGGAGUCGUCGUCCUCAUCCGGGAGCUCCUCUGGUUCGGCUGCCGGGGCGGGGGUGGCGCCGUUCGUGGCCAAGACUUACGGGAUGGUGGACGACCGGCCCACCGACGCCGUCGUCGCGUGGGGGCCCGCCGGCAACAGCUUCGUCGUCGCCGACCCCUUCGCCUUCUCGGAGAUGCUGCUGCCCGCGCACUUCAAGCAUUCCAACUUCUCCAGCUUCGUCCGGCAGCUCAACACCUACGGCUUCCGCAAGGUGGACCCGGACCGGUGGGAGUUCGCGCAUGCCUCCUUCCUCCGCGGCCAGACGCACCUCCUGCGCCACAUCGUCCGGCGCCAGAGCAGCGGUACCGGAGGCAGGCGCGGCAAGGACGACCGCGAAGAUGAAAACGGCAGCAGCACGAUGUUAGCCAUGGAGGUGGUCCAGCUGAGGCGGGAGCAGAGGGCCACCGAGGAGCGCGUGGCGGCGAUGUGGCGCCGGGUGCAGGAGACGGAGCGCCGGCCCAAGCAGAUGCUCGCCUUCCUGCUCAAGGUGGUCGGCGACCCCGACAUGGUGCGCCGCCUCGCAGGCAGCGGCCAGGACGAGGACGCGCGGGUCAACAGGCCGCGGCUGCUUCUCGACAGCAGGGAAGAACAGAGGAUGCCCGUCGACGGGCAGUCGUACCACAAUCACAGCAACCUGAACAUGGAGGAGGCCUGUGUGCUGGAGCCCAGCGUGGAAUUGUACUACGCCGGAGGCGACGUGCAGGCGGACGGCGGCGGCGGCGGCGGCGGCGGACGACACCCGCCAUACGCGUUCCACGUCAACAGCGGCUACUGACUGCGUGCGUGAACGCUGUCCGGCAUCUGUAUUUUGUGGCUUUGUCGAGAGAGAAACAGGCACGUGCAGGAAGCUAGCCAGAUACUAAAUACUCCGGCAUAGCUCGGGAACGGAAACGCCGCACUUGUAUAAGAGACGCUUAGAUCACAAUGUCUCUGGAAUUUAGUCAGUGUAAGUUUAUAUUUCUUUGUACUCUCUUCGUUCUUAAGUAUAUCUCAUUUUAGAGAUUUUAGUAUAGACUAUAUAUGAAUGUAUAUAGACAUAUUUUAAAGUAUAAAUUCGCUUAUUUUAA